Messenger RNA from Syngnathoides biaculeatus (alligator pipefish), 2181 nucleotides. Its product is annotated as interferon regulatory factor 2-binding protein 2-B-like. The record is from RefSeq and is a predicted model, not a curated record. Gene Ontology annotation, molecular function: transcription corepressor activity. Bases 798 to 2009 code for a protein of 403 amino acids. The transcript is spliced from 2 exons. Gene Ontology annotation, cellular component: nucleus. Lineage: Eukaryota; Metazoa; Chordata; Actinopteri; Syngnathiformes; Syngnathidae. Gene Ontology annotation, biological process: regulation of transcription by RNA polymerase II.
CUUUGUUUACAUAAACGCCGAACUUAUUUUUGCCCUCUUGCAGACAGUUUCUUCAUCACAUGCAAUGAUGUAAUAUAAUGUGCAAUUAUGUAACUAAAUCACAUAGUACUGUUUGUUGUACAGUAUGCGUUUGGAAAAAAAGGAUGCAAAUACUUUUGAGUAACUGCUACAUCACGGUUAAAGGUGAGUGUUUUGGGUUUCACGUCUGAUGGUGAUGGAGCAGUUUGAGCCACAGUUCUGAGCACCCGGGUUCAAGCCCAGCCCCGCCUGUGUGGAGUUUGCAUAUUGUCCCCCGUGCCUGCGUGGGCAUUUCUCAACUGAUUGUAUUACACAAAAAAUAAUAAUUACAUGGACUACAUAGAUUGUGUAAUUAAAUUACAUAACCUUAUUACAUAUUUGUUACACUCCAAUACUGUAUAUAAAAGUGCACUCCAUGUACCUUUUACGUAAAGGUUAAAUAAAUCAGCAGUAGGGAAUUAAAAGAGAAUAAUGCGCCAUCUUUCGCUAUACAAACUAUCUAUGAUAUGAGUGAGAAGCUGUGCAAGUGUGCAAACAGAAAAGAAACUCGUCCCAGGAACCCGUACGAGCCUGUGACGUCACCCUCUUUAUCUCGGUGGAGUCGGUCGCGCGCGCGCGCGGCCCCGAUGAAGGCGGAUGCUUUGUGACGUCACAAACAACAGAACGCCGACGUCGACAUUUCGCGUCGGUAUUCGCGCACUCGUCUCGGCUCGUCUGUCGCGUCUUCCUCCCUACGACGACGUUUUUGUGUUCCUGUCGUCGCCCGGAGCCCAGCGACGAUGACCGCGGCCGCCAGGCGCCAGUCGUGCUUUCUGUGCGACCUGCCCCGCAUGCCCUGGGCCUUCAUUUGGGACUUCAGCGAGGCGGUGUGCCGAGGUUGCGUCAACUACGAGGGAGCCGACCGGGUCGAACUGGUCAUAGACACCGCCCGCCAGCUGAAGCGGGCCCAGGGCCUCCGCGAGGGCCGGGCGGGAGGGAAGCCGCCGCCUCCGACAGCAGCCAAGGAGCUCCACCAGCAGGCCGCGGAAGAGAUCGCAUCCUCCCGCUACCCGCUACCCGACAGGCCGCCGCCUCGCCUGGGCCCGGAGUACCAGACCGCGGCGGCGGCGACGACGACUAGGCUCGUCAACGGCUUCCCCAAAGCCGACGACCCGCCCGAACUGAACCGCCAGAGCCCCACCGACCCGCGGCGGUGCCUGGUGCCGCUGCUAAGCGUCGGCCACCCCCACGCCACCGCCGUCCUGGUGCCCAGCGAGGCGACCGCGCUGCGGGUUGACAACCACAUGGCGGCGGAGGGCAGGAGCGUGCGCGAGCUCAUGGCCGUGCACGCGCUCGACACCAGGUUAAAAAAGGAGCACGUGGGCGCGCACGGGAUGAUGACGUACGAAGGCCACGCCUCUUCCAAGACAGAGAGGGGGAAGAACCCCCGCAGCUUGAAGAGGAAGGCGUCACCCGAGCCAGACGGCAAAAGCGCCCCCCCCAAGUUGAACGACGCCGAGGGUUCGCCCUGGUUCCCGUCGCACUCCGAGGCGGUCAAGAUGGCCCCUGCCCCACCGCCCGGCUUCUCGCCCCCUGGGGCGGCAGCCCCCCCGCCACAGAACGCUCAGCUGCCCGUCGCCGCGUUAAUCCUGACCACGGACAAUGCGGGCGCGCCCAAAGACGCCGCCCGGGCGAGGCGGAACAGCGGCUCCCCGCCUGGGCCCGGGGGGGACCCGGGGGCGCCGGGCGGCAUCCCGCUCUGCUGCACGUUGUGCCACGAGCGCCUCGAGGACACGCACUUUGUCCAGUGCCCGUCGGUGGCGUCGCACAAGUUCUGCUUCCCGUGCUCUCGCGCCAGCAUCAAGACGCAGGGCGCCAGCGGGGAGGUGUACUGCCCCAGCGGGGGGCGCUGCCCCUUGGCCGGCUCAGACCUGCCCUGGGCCUUCAUGCAGGGGGAGAUCACCACCAUCUUGGCUGGAGACGUCAAGGUGAAGAAGGAGCGGGACUCCUAACAAGGGUUCCUCUUGUUAACCGCGGCGACCGCGGGGCCCAGUGGACUCAAAACUGUGACGUCUUGUAUUUUUUUGUGUUUUUUUUUUUGCUUUUUCACAACGCUUGGUGUUUGUACAUUUUUCAACACAACCAAUUGCAGUGAGCACUUGGGCAAUAAAAACAAACCACUCA